Monodelphis domestica (gray short-tailed opossum) is the source of this 2640-nucleotide messenger RNA. RefSeq names its product bleomycin hydrolase (gene BLMH). The record is from RefSeq and is a predicted model, not a curated record. Lineage: Eukaryota; Metazoa; Chordata; Mammalia; Didelphimorphia; Didelphidae. Gene Ontology annotation, biological process: response to toxic substance; L-homocysteine catabolic process; proteolysis. Gene Ontology annotation, cellular component: cytoplasm. Gene Ontology annotation, molecular function: cysteine-type aminopeptidase activity.
GACCUGGGCUUCCUCUUUGGUAACUGCGUCCCGUGCCUCGGGCACACAGUAGGCGCUCAGUGUUACUAGCUGGGGUGACCAGUUGAUGAUGGGUUAGUGAGUUGCCUCGAGGGGCCACACUUUUGGGAGGUGCCGCAGCUGCAGCUGCUGCCGCCGCCGCCGGCGUCGUCCUCUUUGUCGUCACGGAUCCGGCCCGCCCCGCCCCCAGGCGGGGCUACCAUCCCUCCCCGACGGCGCUGACUCAGCAACGCAAGGGGCGAGGUUUGUCCCUCGGCGCACCCCGUUUCUCCCUCCGGCCUCGCCGGGGCCGAGUCCGUUUCCUCUUUCCGGCGCUCCGGGUGUCCCAAAGCUCCAUCCCGCCGCCUGUCGCGCUCAACCCGACCCAGCUCCUCCUGACCCCGGCGCCUGCUCGUGCCCGUCGGACCCAGACUCACACUGGUCCCGGCCCCGGCCCGGCCGCUGCCAGCACCUCCUUCGGCCCUCCUCGGGACCCCGGACAGCGACCGUUACGAGGCCGCGCGCCGCCGUCGCCAUGAACGAUAAGAUGUGUGAACAUCCUGCCGGCCUUAACCCCUUGAAGGUGGCUACUUUGAUCCAGCAGCUGAACUGUGACCCGCUGUUUUCCCUGGCCCAGAAUGUGGGGAGCACCCAUGACCUGCUAGACAUCUGCCUGAGGAGGUCCACAGUGCAGGAGACACAGCAUGUCUUCCAGCAUGCCGUGCCUCAGGAAGGCAAGCCCGUCACCAACCAGAAGAAUUCAGGACGAUGCUGGAUCUUUUCAUGUCUGAACGUUAUGAGACUUCCUUUUAUGAAGAGAUUAAAUAUUGAAGAAUUUGAAUUCAGUCAGUCUUAUCUAUUUUUCUGGGACAAGGUUGAACGCUGUUAUUUCUUUUUGAAUGCCUUUGUUGAAACAGCCCAGGAACCUGAAGAUGGAAGGCUAGUGCAAUAUUUACUUACUAAUCCUGCAAAUGAUGGUGGCCAGUGGGAUAUGCUAGUCAACAUUGUUGAAAAAUAUGGGGUUGUCCCUAAGAAGUGCUUCCCUGAGUCUCAUACAACAGAGGCAUCUAGAAGAAUGAAUGACAUUCUGAAUCAUAAGAUGAGAGAAUAUUGUAUACGACUAAGAAAUUUGGUAAAAAGUGGAGCAACGGAAGAAGAUAUCUCUGUCACCCAGGACAGCAUGAUGGAAGAGGUCUUCCGAGUGGUCAGUAUCUGCUUGGGCACCCCACCGGAGAAAUUCACCUGGGAGUAUCGAGAUAAGGAUAAGACUUACCAUAAGAUUGGACCCAUCUCACCCUUGGAUUUCUACAGAGAACAUAUCAAACCUUUCUUCAAUAUGCAGGACAAGAUUUGUCUGGUGAAUGACCCUCGGAGUCAGCAUAAGUACAACAGACUGUACACUGUGGAAUACUUGAGCAAUAUGGUUGGUGGCCGAAAAACCCUGUACAACAACCAGCCCGUUGACUUCUUGAAAAAAAUGGUUGCAGCCUCCAUUAAAGAUGGAGAGGCUGUAUGGUUUGGCUGCGAUGUUGGAAAACACUUCAAUGGCAAGCUGGGCAUCAGUGACAUGCAUAUUUAUGACCAUGAGCUGGUGUUUGGUGUCUCCUUGAAGAACAUGAACAAAGCAGAACGGUUGACAUUUGGCGAGUCCCUGAUGACCCAUGCCAUGACCUUCACGGCUGUCACAGAGGCUGCUCAUGAGGGAACAUAUGAAAAAUGGAGAGUAGAGAACUCCUGGGGUGAAGACCAUGGUCAUAAAGGCUACCUGUGCAUGACGGACCAGUGGUUCUCCGAGUACGUGUACGAGGUGGUGGUGGACAAGAAGCACGUGCCGGAGGACGUGCUCCUGGUGCUGAAGCAGGAGCCCAUCGUGCUGCCCGCCUGGGACCCCAUGGGGGCUUUGGCCAAAUGACUCCCGGGCCGCGGCGCCCGCCUCCUCGAGCAGGACUGUCCUGGGGCCCGAGGCCGGAGCGGAGGAGGGGACUGAGGCGGACUCGGUCUGCCGGCCCCUCGCUGCGGGGGCUCCCGGGGAAUUGUGCUUCUUUACGCUGUGCUGUGGAAUCCCAACACUCUCACUUCAGACAGGCUAGUCUUUAACAGUCAAAGACCAGGUCACGCUGUUUCCUCUCCUCGACCCCAGCAAGGGAAGGGGGUCUCUCAGUUUGAGCAGGCACGCUGCGCGCCUGGAGCCCCGCAGAGCAGAGGAAGGCCUUUAGGAGGCAGGCGAAUGCGGAGCCGGGCCGCCUGUCGCGCUCGGGAGAUGGAAGGCCGCCGCCGAGCCGCUGCAUGCUCUUCAUUUUAGCUUUAUCUGCCCCUGCCAGCACGGGACCCCCCAGGGAGGCCGACGGGCCGGGCCUGGCUCCCGUGGCUGGCAGUUAGAAGGGUGGGGGAGGAGAGAGGACGCACCACCACUUGCUCAAAUCCCAUUGAAGCUGGGGCUCAGGAAGUUGAGGUGAGACAGUGACCAAAAUCCUAUCAUGACCUGAUUGAAAAACAGGGGAAUCUCUAGCCAAAUGGUGUCAUUUUAAACUUCUGCAUCUGGAGGGGGGCAGGGCAGGGCCGGGGAGGGCAGGGGGCUGGGCUGCAUUCUUUAAGACAACUAGACGGUGCUGUGAAGCUUUUGAAUAAAACACUUUCCUAAAC